CUCUCCUGCUCUCAUUCCCUCCCCUACUCUUUCCCUCGUCCUCCCCAUUUCACCAUGCUUGGCCCCAGAUUUAGUACGCCCCGGCCUGCCCAAUUUCCCCCGCGUCCUGAGCUCGACCGGGCUCGCCUUUUCUUGGCACGAUGGCAGCCAUCCUCGGCAUGGGCAACCCGCUGCUCGACAUCUCCGCCAGCGCCGACGCGGCGAUGUUCGAGAAGUACGGCCUGGAGCCGGGCGGCAUCAUCCUGGCCGAGGACAAGCACAUGCCCGUGUACGCGGAGUUGCAGGCCAAGCCGGACGUGAAGUACAUCGCGGGCGGCGCCACGCAGAACAGCAUCCGCGUGGCGCAGUGGAUGCUCCAGGAGGCGGGCGCCACCGCCUACAUGGGGUGCGUCGGCAAGGACGAGAACGCCAAGAAGCUCCUGGACGCCUGCAAGGCCGACGGCGUCGACGCCCAGUACCUGGAGGACCCGUCGACCCCGACGGGCCUCUGCGCUUGCCUCAUCAUGGACAAGGAGCGCUCGCUGUGCACCAGCCUGGCGGCGGCCAACAACUACAAGGUGGACCACGUGAAGCAGCCGCAGAACUGGGCGAUCGUCGAGAAGGCGAAGAUCGUGUACAGCGCCGGGUUCUUCAUCACGGUGUCCCCCGAGGCCAUCGAGGCCGUCUCCACGCACACCCGGCAGUCUGGCGCCAUCUACUGCCUGAACCUGUCCGCGCCGUUCAUCGUGCAGGUGCCGCCGUUCCGCGCCUGCCUCCAGAAGACGCUGCCAGACGUGGACUACCUUUUCGGCAACGAGACGGAGGCGCGCGCGUACGCGGAUGCCUGCGGCUGGGAGACGGAGAAUGUCGAAUUCAUCGCCACCCGGCUCUCACUCAUUCCGAUGAACGAGAAGGGCGGCAAGCCGAGGAAGCGCCACGUGGUCAUCACGCAGGGCUGCGAGCCCACCGUGGUGGCCCUCAACGGCAUCGUCACCCUGCACCCUGUCAUCAAGCUGGACUCCAGCAAGAUCGUAGACACCAACGGCGCCGGCGACGCCUUCGUGGGCGGCUUCCUCGCCGCGCUGUCCAAGGGCAAGGACGUCAAGAAGUGCUGCGAGGCCGGCAACCACUCCGCCUCCAUCAAACACUCCGGCUGCACCUACCCCGCCCAGCCGGGGUAUUCGUGGUAGGCCGUUGCCGACGAGGAGAAGGUGCAAGAUGGAGAGCUGACGGUGGAGACCUUCCUGGCAUGCCCCGGCGUGGUACUUCCCCUCUUCCUUUGGCCAGCGGUGGGCUCUCGCCGUCGGAGUCGCUCGCGGACGCCCACCGCUCACGGUGCCGCCGCUGCGAGGCGCGCCGUUUCUCUUUGCACGCAUGUGGGGCGGGCUCCUGGUGAAGCUGGCCGAUUGGCCAGCGAUCCCGGGGGCCCUGGCCCGCCACAGCACCUUCCCGUUUUGUGAGACGUCACAAGGAGCGCCUGGCCGUCGCGGCGAGCGCUCGCCCCCGAGGGGGGGGGGAACAAAGGUAGCUCCGCUCCGCCCAGGCACCAGAAGUAGCCCUCCUCUCUCGGGCUCUCGGGGGGGCUCGGGGGCCCGCAGCGGGCUGGACCUCUGCAGGAGUG
Messenger RNA from Prorocentrum cordatum, 1600 nucleotides. The record is from the annotation of a GenBank genome assembly. NCBI's taxonomy places the organism in Eukaryota, Dinophyceae, Prorocentrales, Prorocentraceae.